Sphaeramia orbicularis (orbiculate cardinalfish) is the source of this 2044-nucleotide messenger RNA. RefSeq names its product carbonyl reductase 1 (gene cbr1). NCBI's taxonomy places the organism in Eukaryota, Metazoa, Chordata, Actinopteri, Kurtiformes, Apogonidae. The transcript has 7 exons. The record is from RefSeq and is a predicted model, not a curated record. Gene Ontology annotation, molecular function: carbonyl reductase (NADPH) activity. Bases 117 to 944 code for a protein of 275 amino acids.
CGCCCUUCUAUAAGUGAAUGUUUGUUCCUCACAUUCUGCCCCAUUUUUCUGCGCAACUCCUGCACUUCACCCUCUGCAGCUCCUCUCAACACCAGAAGACCACUUCAUAGACAGUCAUGGCUGCCAGAGUCGCCGUGGUAACAGGCGGUAACAAGGGCAUCGGUCUGGCCAUCGUCCGUGCACUGUGCAAGCAGUUUGGAGGCAUCGUUUACCUCACCGCCAGAGAUGUGAGUCGUGGAGAGGAAGCAGUAAAGACUCUAGCUGCAGAAGGCCUGUCGCCCAUGUUUCAUCAGCUGGACAUCAAUGACCUCAACAGCAUCACCACCGCUGCCGCCUACUUCAAAGACAAGUAUGGCGGCGUUGAUGUCCUCGUCAAUAAUGCUGGGAUAGCAUUCAAAGUGGCAGACACAGCUCCAUUUGAUGUCCAGGCUGAAGUAACUCUGAAGACCAACUUCUUUGACACCAGAAACAUGUUGACUCACUUCCUGCCGCUCAUCAAAGCCGGAGGUCGCGUGGUGAACGUGUCCAGCUUCGUCGGUUCCCGCACCCUGAACAAUUGCAGCCCAGAACUCCAGGCCCGCUUCCGCAGUGAGGACAUCACAGAGGAGGAGCUGGUGGGACUGAUGCAGCGAUUUGUCGACGCAGCCAAGAAGAAUGAGCACAAAAAGGACGGUUGGCCAGAGACAGCUUACGGAGUGUCCAAGACCGGACUCACGACCCUGUCCAUGAUCCAGGCUCGACGUCUGUCCAAGGAGAGACCAAACGACCAGAUCUUGCUGAACGCCUGCUGUCCAGGCUGGGUGCGCACUGACAUGGCUGGUCCAAAAGCACCAAAGUCACCAGAUGAGGGCGCUGUUACUCCAGUUUACCUGGCCCUGCUGCCACCUGGGGCCACAGAGCCUCAUGGGAAGUUUGUCUCUGAAAAGGAAGUUCAAACCUGGUGAAGAAACCAAAGGCACCUUAGAGUGUGCGUGCAUGCGUGUGUGUGUGUGUGUGUGUGUUUCAGUGCUUCAAUGACUGCAGUUAGUGGCCAAAAACACACCCCUGUAGGAACAGUGCUUUGUUUUCUAACAUUUCACAAUGUGGUGAAACUUUUACAGCACUUACAGAACAACAUGGAUCAUAUAUGUUAAGGCUGCACAAUAUUGGAAAAAACUGACAUUGCGAUUUUUUUUUUUAACACUAUGACAUAUAUUGCGAUAUGAAAAGAUACUCAGGAGGAUGUAAUAGCUGUGUGGUGCCAACGUAAAUGGUCAAACAAAUUAGUCAUUUCCUCUUGUGGCGACAGGUGUAAAGUAUUAUCCACACAGAACGCAUGUUUCAAUAUCAUCCUUCCUGUGGCUGAAAUAAUUCCAGAUAACUGACGUUGCUUUUCUUUUUGGCACUAAGUCUUCAUUUUUGGUGAUUUUCUCUUGUUCGUUGCUCAUUUUUCAACGUUGUCACCAGUGACUCCCUCUACAUGCAGGGGUGUGGUCUGCUUUGGCAAACUGAUUAAGAGCGAUUGUGAUUGGUGGAUCAUUGUGCACAGUGUGUGUCAGGUACCCAGGUUGAAUUGAGAUGAAAACACAUUGAGUUCAUUUGCCUGUUACAUAGUCACAUUGCAGGACCUGCGAUGUGACUAUUGAGCACACAUACAUUCUGAUGCUCAAACGAUAUAUUGUGCAGCUUUAAUAUAUAUACAUAACUUCAAUGGAUACUGCUUAAGAGUUAAACACUAAAGCUAACAAUUAAACUUACAUCUAAAUAUGACAAUAAUUCAUGGAAUCCCUGCUCUGAGUGCGUGUUUCUUAAUGUGUCUUCUGUGUCAUAUAAACCUUCAUGCAUUACCAUUUUUACCUGCUUUUCACUGGUGUUUGAUUUCAUUCCUUUAUCAGUUUCACUUUGCCUUUGCAAGUAAGAGCAUUUUUAUAUUUUUCUAAUGCAGAAUGAAAUGGUGCCUCGACUAAAAUGAGUUAUCACAGGAUAUAAUUUUCACAUUUUAUAAAUAAAAAAAAAAAAUGCCAUUGCUUUUCUGUCAAAAACAAUAAAAGCAUUUCAGAUCCAA